This is a messenger RNA of Fonsecaea erecta, 1305 nucleotides long. Its product is annotated as serine/threonine-protein phosphatase 4 catalytic subunit B. Lineage: Eukaryota; Fungi; Ascomycota; Eurotiomycetes; Chaetothyriales; Herpotrichiellaceae. Bases 1 to 1305 code for a protein of 434 amino acids. The transcript has 3 exons. Gene Ontology annotation, biological process: peptidyl-serine dephosphorylation; double-strand break repair via homologous recombination. Gene Ontology annotation, cellular component: cytoplasm; nucleus. The record is from RefSeq and is a predicted model, not a curated record. Gene Ontology annotation, molecular function: protein serine/threonine phosphatase activity.
AUGAGUGACCUCGACAAAGCCAUUGCGCAACUGCGCGCGUGCCGUCCCAUCCCCGAGCCCCAAGUGCGCGAACUCUGCUACAAGGCGCGCGAGCUGCUCAUCGAAGAAGGCAAUGUCGUCACUGUCGAUGCCCCCGUCACUAUCUGCGGCGACAUCCACGGCCAGUUCCACGACCUGAUGGAGCUCUUCCGUGUGGGCGGCGACGUCCCGGACACAAACUACCUGUUCAUGGGCGACUUUGUGGAUCGGGGUUUCUACAGCCUCGAGAGUUUCCUCCUGCUCCUGUGUCUGAAGGUCCGCUACCCCGACCGCAUCACCCUGAUCCGUGGCAACCACGAGUCGCGCCAGAUCACCACCGUCUACGGCUUCUACGACGAAUGUAUUAGGAAAUACGGGAGUGCGAACGUCUGGCGGUACUGCUGCGAGGUCUUUGACUAUCUGGCCCUGGGGGCCUUGAUCCUAGGUGCGACCACCGACGUCCCUCCGCCGGCUGGGGGCCCCAUGGCAGAUGAGGACCUCGAAUCCGAGGUGCUCAACGCCAACGGCGAAAUCAUAUCCAAGACCCUCCGUCGCCAGUUCGCCAGCCUCUCGAUGGGCAGCCCACAACAAUCACAAACCUUUGGUGACGGCAGUCGAAUAUCUCCCGCCCCGGACGUCGACCUCCCGUCGUCUCUCGAUGCCCCCCAGUCCUCACCCAGCCAGCCACCUCCGUCGCUCUUCCAACCUCCCACAUCCUCGACCGGCGCGGUCCUCUGCGUCCACGGUGGUCUCUCCCCCCUGGUCGAAACCGUCGACAAAAUCCGCCUCAUCGACCGCAAGCAGGAAGUUCCCCACGAAGGCGCCAUGUGCGAUCUCCUCUGGUCCGACCCGGACGAGAUUGAGGGAUGGGGGCUCAGUCCGCGUGGCGCGGGAUUCCUCUUCGGCGCCGACAUCGUGCGGCAUUUCAACCACAACAACGACCUGUCCCUGAUCGCGCGGGCGCAUCAGCUGGUCAUGGAGGGCUACAAGGAGAUGUUCGAUAAGACCAUCGUGACCGUGUGGAGCGCACCCAACUACUGCUACCGUUGCGGCAACGUGGCCGCCAUCCUCGAGCUGGGCGAGGACGGCUCCAACGGCGGCUGCAUCCAGCGCGCCAACGGCGACCAGGGCCGCCGGGAACCCGUAGGCGGCGACGGCAGUGGCGGCGGCACCGGCGUGCUCUGGAACCUCGCCACCCCGGGGAGGAGAUAUCGGGUCUUUGAGGCCGCGCCGCAGGGCACCCGGGGUAUGCCUGCGAAGAAGCCGGUCGGGGAAUACUUCUUGUAA